GUGGCUCCCUCUCCUCGAUCCCCCCCCCAACACACACACACACACACAGCCGCCAUGCUGCAGGAGCUCAACGAGCUGCUGGACGCCGCCCCGCAGCGCCCGGACACGGGUAAAUUCACGCUGCUGCGAGACGGCGGAACGGAUGGCAGCUUCCUGGUGCACCACUUCCUCUCCUUCUACCUCAGAGCUGGCUGUAAGGUUUGCUUCCUGGCCCUGGUCCAGUCCUUCAGUCACUAUAACAUCGUGGCGAAGAAGCUGGGAGUCAGCCUGACAGCUGCCAAGGAACGGGGACAGCUUGUCUUCUUGGAAGGCCUCAAGUCCUGCCUUGACCUCGUGUUUGGGGAGGAGGAGCAGUCAGGACAGCCCAGUCCUCUUCAGUUUAUAAGUGGGAGCGUUUCCAACCUCAAAGACCUGUUUGACUUUGUCCGGACGUCCCUGAUGCCCACUGACAACGACUGCUGGAAGGGCCGGGUGCUGCUGGUGGAUGAUCUCAGCGUGCUGCUCAGCCUGGGUGCUGCACCAGUGGAUGUGCUGGACUUCAUCCACUACUGCAGAAUGGUGGUGUGCUCUCAGCUCAAGGGGAACAUCGUGGUGCUGGUUCAUGGCAGUGAGGAUUCAGAAGAUGAGGAGAACAAGCUGCUGGUGACCUCCCUGUGUCAUCACAGCAACCUGAUCCUGUGGGUGGAGGGGCUGGCGACUGGCUUCUGCAAGGAUGUUCAUGGGGAGAUUAAAAUAAUUAAGAGACUGUCCUUGGAGUCAACGGAGCAGGAUGUCACCCAGGUCUACCAGUACAAGAUCCAGGACAAGAACGUCACCUUUUUUGCUAGGGGGCUGUCAGCUGCUGUGCUGUGAUGUGGUGACACCACACAGAGCUGUGAGAGCACCACAGAGCAAGGAGAACUGAUGGAUUGGAACCUAUAGAUCGGUACCUAUAGAUCAGACGUGCUGCAAAACCUGCUUGCUUCCUCAGUGCCUUCCACAGAAUCACAGAAUGACCCGGGUUGAAGGGACCUCAAGGAUCAUGUAGUUCCAACCCCCUGCCUGGCAGGGCCACCAAACAUACACCUUUACUAGAUCAGGUUGCCCAGGGCCCCGUCCGACCUGGCCUUGAACACCUCCAAGGACGGGGCAUCCACAACCUCCCUGGGCAGCCUGUUCCAGGGCCUAACCACUCUCCUUCCAGGAGCUGUGCAGCAAUCUGGCCUAAGAGGGAAGCUUAAAAGCAUCUCACACUGCAUGCAGACAAGGGCAUCAGCCCUUUGUCAUCCCAGCACACAAGGCCACAAAGCACAGCUCCAAUUGACACGGCUGCCCCUCGGAGCGUGCAGGUACAAGCAGGGGCCAUGCCCUGAGGGCUGGGCACACCUCACCUUUUCCGGUUGUGUAUGGCUGCCCCACCCUGGCAUUUAAAGAGAUGACACAGAGCGGGUGGAGGCGGGGAUGGCUUGGGAACGUGUUGCAAUCCUUACCUUUCUCCCAGCUCUGCCACGGGAGAGAUUUGCUCAACUCCCAGCUGACACAGAAUGAAACAAGACGCAGCUCUGUGUGGAGCUGCUCUCCUGGCUGAUGUAAGACUUGCAGGCCGCCUUGCUCAGGUGCUUCUUUGCUCUUUGUUACUUUCCCCCUUUAAUAUACAAUACAACCCCUGUG
Coturnix japonica (Japanese quail) is the source of this 1650-nucleotide messenger RNA. It is a transcript of the gene ELP6, whose product is annotated as elongator acetyltransferase complex subunit 6. Gene Ontology annotation, biological process: tRNA wobble uridine modification. Gene Ontology annotation, cellular component: elongator holoenzyme complex. Lineage: Eukaryota; Metazoa; Chordata; Aves; Galliformes; Phasianidae. The record is from RefSeq and is a predicted model, not a curated record.